CAGCCUCAUAGCAACUGAGCAAAUUUCGAUUUGAAAGCCCUCUCCACUUUCUCGAUCAAUAGGCCAGCCAGAUCUGCGAGACAACAAGCGAAAACCCUUUCCCUCUCUCUCUCUCUCUCUCUCUCUCUCUCUCUCUCUCUCUCCGUAUACGUCCGUCGCUGUGGUCAGUGGUAAUUGGAUAUGCGGCGGUGUGUGUAAUCCGAUCCGUCGUUGCGGCUUUACCAGAUCUGAGAGUUUUUGUUUGUAGUGUCUGGGCAAAAUGUUGACGAAAUUCGAGACGAAGAGUAACAGAGUGAAGGGGCUGAGUUUGCACAGUAAGAGACCGUGGAUCCUCGCCAGUCUUCACAGUGGCGUGAUCCAGCUAUGGGACUACCGGAUGGGGACUCUCAUCGACAGAUUCGAUGAGCAUGAUGGUCCUGUGCGUGGUGUUCACUUUCACAAAUCUCAGCCACUUUUUGUCUCAGGAGGAGACGAUUAUAAGAUUAAGGUUUGGAAUUACAAGUUGCAUAGGUGUCUGUUUACUCUUCUUGGACACCUAGACUACAUCCGUACUGUGCAGUUUCACCAUGAGUGUCCUUGGAUUGUGAGUGCAAGUGAUGAUCAGACUAUCCGAAUUUGGAAUUGGCAGUCACGUACCUGUAUUUCUGUCUUGACUGGCCACAAUCACUAUGUCAUGUGUGCCUCAUUUCACCCUAAGGAAGACCUUGUUGUAUCAGCCUCUCUGGAUCAGACUGUCCGCGUCUGGGAUAUUGGUGCCUUGAGGAAGAAGAGUGCUGCUCCUGCUGAUGACAUUCUGCGGUUGAGCCAAAUGAACACAGAUCUAUUUGGUGGGGUCGAUGCUGUUGUAAAGUAUGUGUUGGAAGGUCAUGACCGUGGGGUCAACUGGGCUGCAUUUCAUCCUACCUUGCCUUUGAUUGUAUCAGGAGCAGAUGAUCGUCAGGUGAAAUUGUGGCGCAUGAAUGACACAAAGGCUUGGGAGGUGGACACAUUGAGGGGUCACAUGAAUAAUGUAUCAUGUGUCAUGUUUCAUGCCAAGCAGGACAUAAUUGUUUCCAACUCUGAGGACAAGAGCAUUCGUGUUUGGGAUGUAACCAAACGAACUGGUGUUCAAACUUUCCGCCGGGAGCAUGAUCGAUUUUGGAUUCUUGCAUCUCACCCUGAGAUGAAUCUCCUGGCUGCUGGUCAUGAUAGUGGUAUGAUUGUAUUUAAGUUGGAAAGGGAAAGGCCCGCUUUCUCUGUAAGUGGUGACUCUUUGUUCUAUGCCAAAGAUCGUUUUUUGCGGUUUUAUGAAUUUUCAACUCAGAGAGACACACAAGUGAUUGCUAUUCGACGUCCUGGCUCUACAAGCUUAAACCAAGGUCCUCGUGCUCUUUCAUAUAGCCCCACAGAAAAUGCUGUUCUUAUCUGUUCUGAUGUUGAUGGGGGCUCUUAUGAGCUCUAUGUUGUCCCAAAAGACAGUAUUGGUAGGAGUGACACUGUACAAGAGGCAAAAAAAGGUCUGGGAGCAUCAGCUGUCUUUGUGGCUCGAAAUAGGUUUGCUGUGCUUGAGAAAAGCACCAAUCAAGUUCUAGUCAAGAACCUUAAGAAUGAAACUGUUAAGAAGAGCAGUCUCCCAAUUGCUGCAGAUGCAAUAUUUUAUGCAGGAACAGGCAACUUGCUCUGUAGGGCAGAGGAUAGGGUGGUUAUAUUUGACCUUCAGCAGAGAAGUCUGAUUGGUGAUCUUCAAACUCCAUUUGUUAAGUAUGUCGUUUGGUCAAAUGAUAUGGAGACUGUGGCCUUGCUCAGCAAACAUGCCAUAGUUAUCGCUAGUAAGAAACUUGUUCACCAGUGUACCCUUCAUGAGACAAUUCGCGUGAAGAGCGGGGCCUGGGAUGACAAUGGGGUUUUCAUUUACACAACAUUGAAUCACAUCAAGUACUGUCUUCCUAAUGGAGAUAGUGGAAUAAUAAGAACCCUUGAUGUGCCAAUUUACAUCACAAAAGUUUCAGGCAAUACGAUUUUUUGCUUGGACCGAGAUGGAAAGAACAAGAUUAUAGUUAUUGAUGCAACUGAAUAUAUCUUUAAGCUGUCUUUAAUGAAGAAGAAAUAUGACCAUGUAAUGAGCAUGAUAAGGAACUCUCAGCUCUGUGGCCAGGCAAUGAUUGCUUAUUUGCAGCAGAAGGGAUUCCCUGAAGUUGCUCUCCAUUUUGUGAAAGAUGAGAGAACCCGUUUCAAUCUGGCUCUUGAGAGUGGCAACAUUCAAAUUGCUGUUGCUUCAGCUAAAGAAAUAGAUGAGAAGGAUCACUGGUAUAGGUUGGGGGUGGAGGCCCUUCGUCAAGGCAAUGCUGGAAUCGUUGAGUAUGCUUACCAGAGGACAAAGAAUUUUGAGAGAUUAUCUUUUCUUUAUCUCAUCACUGGAAAUAUGGAGAAACUAUCCAAAAUGCUUAAAAUUGCUGAGGUCAAGAAUGAUGUCAUGGGCCAGUUCCAUAAUGCUUUGUAUCUUGGUGAUGUCCGAGAGCGUGUAAAGAUUUUGGAGAAUGCUGGGCACUUGCCACUUGCUUAUAUCACUGCCUCAACCCAUGGCUUGCAGGAUGUUGCUGAACGGCUGGCCACUGAGUUGGGGGAUAAUGUUCCUGUUUUGCCAGAGGGGAAAGUGCCGUCCCUUCUGAUGCCACCACCCCCUAUUUUGUGUGGUGGAGAUUGGCCCCUCCUGAGAGUCAUGAGGGGGAUAUUUGAAGGUGGGUUGGAUAACAUUGGGAGAGGUGCCCCUGAUGAAGACGAAGAGGUGGCUGAUGCCGAUUGGGGUGAAGAACUGGAUGUGGAUGAUAUGAAUGGUCUACAGAACGGGGAUGUUUCAGCCAUCCUGGAGGAUGGGGAAGGUCCUGAAGAAAAUGAUGAAGAGGGAGGAUGGGAUCUUGAGGAUUUGGACCUUCCUCCUGAGGCAGAUACUCCUAAGGUUUCUGCCAAUGCCCGCUCAGUGUUUGUGGCCCCAACUCCUGGCAUGCCUGUAAGCCAAAUUUGGAUUCAGAGAUCUUCUCUUGCUGCUGAACAUGCAGCAGCUGGCAAUUUUGAUACUGCAAUGCGGUUGCUGAGCCGGCAAUUGGGAAUUAGAAACUUUGUGCCUUUGAAACCCAUGUUUAUUGAUCUUCAUUGUGGGAGCCAUACCUAUCUAAUGGCAUUUUCAUGUGCUCCAGUGUUGUCCUUGGCAGUUGAACGGGGAUGGAAUGAGUCUUCUAGCCCAAACGUAAGGGGUCCUCCGGCACUGGUAUACAAUUUCUCUCAGUUGGAAGAGAAACUUAAGGCUGCUUACAAAGCCACGACAGCUGGGAAAUUCACCGAGGCUCUUCGGCUUUUCCUUGGCAUCCUACAUACCAUUCCGUUGAUUGUGGUUGACUCAAGACGGGAGGUUGAUGAGGUCAAGGAAUUGAUCAUUAUAGUGAAGGAGUAUGUUCUGGGUCUGCAAAUGGAACUCAAGAGGAAGGAAAUGAAAGACAAUCCUGUACGCCAGCAGGAGCUUGCUGCUUAUUUCACACACUGCAACCUUCAACUGCCCCACUUGAGGCUAGCAUUGCAAAAUGCAAUGACCGUUUGCUUCAGGGCGAAGAACCUCAGUACGGCUGCAAAUUUUGCCAGACGGCUUCUAGAGAGUAAUCCUACUGAGCAACAAGCAAAGACCGCCAGACAAGUGCUGCAGGCUGCUGAAAGGAACAUGAAAGACGCAUCUCAGCUGAAUUAUGAUUUCAGAAAUCCAUUUGUGGUUUGUGGAGCAACGUAUGUACCCAUCUACCGAGGACAGAAAGACAUGUUGUGUCCGUACUGCAGUUCCCGCUUUGUCCCGAGCCAGGAAGGGCAGCUCUGUACUGUUUGUGAUCUUGCGGUGGUUGGGGCAGAUGCUUCAGGGUUGCUCUGUUCGCCUUCCCAGAUAAGAUGAUCUAGCUGUUGAACCAGAACCAGGAGUGUUUCUAUAGCCAAUCCUGGCAGAAGUGGGCUGUUCAUUCUGAUGAUUCCAUCAUUAGACAAAGGUAAGAAACUUACUGAACAAGAGUUGAAUUUGCAUAUUGCUGCUGCUGCUCUCCUGUCUACUCCCACUUUUUUCUUCCUUUUUGUUGUUUUUUUUUUAAUUUUUUUUUGGUGGUUUAUUUUGGCGCGCAUCUUUUUGGCCCUUCAUUUUGUUGAUUAUGAUUUUGAAUGUAAUAAACAAAUUGAGAAUUUUGGCCUGGGGUUGUUCUUGUUAGUUGUUCAUAGACAAGAAUGCCCUGGGGCAUUUGUUAAAGUAGACAUCGGUCAUAGUUAAGACGGCUUAUUAUAUGGUGGCACCCCUGCAAUGAAAAUGUUGUUUGUUAAA
Diospyros lotus (date-plum) is the source of this 4324-nucleotide messenger RNA. RefSeq names its product coatomer subunit alpha-1-like. The record is from RefSeq and is a predicted model, not a curated record. Gene Ontology annotation, biological process: endoplasmic reticulum to Golgi vesicle-mediated transport; intra-Golgi vesicle-mediated transport; retrograde vesicle-mediated transport, Golgi to endoplasmic reticulum. Bases 260 to 3910 code for a protein of 1216 amino acids. Gene Ontology annotation, molecular function: protein binding; structural molecule activity. Gene Ontology annotation, cellular component: COPI vesicle coat. The transcript has 4 exons. NCBI's taxonomy places the organism in Eukaryota, Viridiplantae, Streptophyta, Magnoliopsida, Ericales, Ebenaceae.